GAUAAAUUCAUGAUUAAUGAGAGAUAAGAAUAAAUGCAUGCAAUUUAAGAUACGACAAUGUUUGAAUACAUAUACUUAUUUAAAUAAAUGAAUAUAAAUAUCUUACUGUGUACAAAUGUUUUCCUAUCCAAUUUCUAACAAAAAUGGCGUCGACUAAGCGGGAGUAUCGGCAAAAGCGGAAAUUCAUAGAAAAACAAAGUGAUUCCGAAGAAGAUAAAGAAAGGAGUGCUAAAUUUUCCAAAACAAAUACAGAAGCACCACGACUGUGUCCUUACUUGGACACGAUAAACCGACAAUUUUUGGACUUUGAUUUUGAAAAAUUAUGUUCAGUAUCAUUGUCGAGGAUUAAUGUGUAUGCAUGUUUAGUAUGUGGAAAGUAUUUCCAAGGUAGAGGUACCAAUACUCAUGCAUACACUCACAGUGUAGCAGAAAGUCAUCAUGUAUUUCUUAAUCUACAUACUUUAAAAUUUUAUUGUUUACCCGACAAUUAUGAAAUAAUUGAUUCAUCAUUAGAUGACAUAAAAUAUGUUCUAAAUCCAACUUUUGAUAAGACACAAAUUACUCUAUUGGAUAAAAGUGAUAAACUAUCGAGAGCUAUAGAUGGUUCACUAUACUCUCCUGGUAUUGUGGGGAUGAAUAAUAUUAAAGCAAAUGAUUACUGCAAUGUUAUUUUACAGGCACUUUCACAUGUAACACCUUUAAGGGACUUCUUUUUAAGAGAAUCUAAUUAUUCUCAUGUAAAAAGGCCGCCUGGUGAUUCUUCUUAUCUUUUAGUACAGAGAUUUGGAGAAUUAAUGAGAAAAUUGUGGAAUCCUCGUAAUUUUAAAGCACAUGUUAGUCCUCAUGAAAUGUUACAAGCUGUUGUCUUAUGGAGUAAAAAAAGAUUCCAAUUUACAGAGCAGGGUGAUCCAAUUGACUUUCUUUCGUGGUUUAUGAAUGCUCUUCAUUUAGCGUUAAAUGGUACGAAAAAACGUGAUUCUAGUAUAGUGUACAAAACAUUUUUGGGUCAUAUGCGCAUAUACACACGAAAGAUACCGCCGCUCGAAUUAGACGAAAGCCAAAGAAGCGAAUUACUUCAUACAGUAGAAUAUGGUCAAACUGUAACAGAAAGUCCAUUUUUAUAUUUAACGUGCGAUCUUCCUCCGCCCCCUCUCUUCAAAGAUCAGUUUACCGAAAAUAUAAUUCCUCAAGUCAAUUUAUAUACACUAUUAAAUAAAUUCAAUGCUGUAACUGAAAAAGAAUAUAAAACGUACAAGGAGAAUUUUAUGAAAAGAUUUGAAAUUACGGAACUCCCGCCAUAUCUUAUACUUUAUAUAAAAAGAUUUACAAAGAAUACAUUCUUUGUAGAAAAGAAUCCUACUAUAGUUAAUUUCCCAGUUAAAAAUGUUGAUUUUGGAGACAUUUUAACACCUGAAGUGAAACUUAGGCAUCCUUAUACAACAUACGAUUUAGUUGCAAAUAUAGUUCACGAUGGUGAGCCUGGUCAAGGAACAUACAGGGUUCAUAUUUUACACAGAGCAACUGGUCAGUGGUAUGAAUUACAAGAUCUUCAUGUGACCCAAAUUCUGCCGCAAAUGAUAACAUUAACUGAAGCAUAUAUACAAAUUUAUGAACUGAAGAAAGAUAUACAAACGGAAAAUGGUGAAAAUAAAAAUAAGAAGACAAUAUGAUAAUUAUAAUUUUAUAAAUAAAAUAUUUCAAUUUUUCA
Molecule: messenger RNA, 1708 nt
Organism: Hylaeus volcanicus
Lineage: Eukaryota; Metazoa; Arthropoda; Insecta; Hymenoptera; Colletidae
Gene: Usp39
Product: U4/U6.U5 tri-snRNP-associated protein 2
Exons: 9
Coding region: 144-1670 (508 amino acids)
Biological process (GO): mRNA processing; protein deubiquitination; spliceosomal complex assembly
Molecular function (GO): cysteine-type deubiquitinase activity; zinc ion binding
Source: RefSeq, a predicted model, not a curated record